Messenger RNA from Pelodiscus sinensis (Chinese soft-shelled turtle), 1212 nucleotides. It is a transcript of the gene AP3S1, whose product is annotated as adaptor related protein complex 3 subunit sigma 1. Gene Ontology annotation, biological process: Golgi to vacuole transport; intracellular protein transport. The record is from RefSeq and is a predicted model, not a curated record. NCBI's taxonomy places the organism in Eukaryota, Metazoa, Chordata, Testudines, Trionychidae. Gene Ontology annotation, cellular component: membrane coat; AP-3 adaptor complex.
CAGGUGACUUGGUGUCACGUGAGUAGCAGGAGCGGUUCCGUUUCCGCCCCGGGCAGGAAUAGUGCGGGAGCUGCUGCCAGAGCGAAGGGGGAGGGGCAGAGCUCGCAGCGGCCCCCUCGCGCCGCCUCACCAUGAUCAAGGCGAUUCUCAUCUUCAACAACCACGGCAAACCCCGGCUCUCCAAGUUCUACCAGCGCUAUAGUGAAGAUACACAGCAACAAAUUAUCAGGGAAACUUUCCAUUUGGUAUCUAAACGUGAUGAAAAUGUUUGUAAUUUCCUAGAGGGAGGCUUACUAAUAGGUGGAUCUGACAACAAAUUAAUCUACCGACACUAUGCCACAUUGUACUUUGUCUUCUGUGUGGAUUCUUCAGAAAGCGAACUUGGCAUUUUAGACCUAAUACAGGUAUUCGUGGAAACACUAGACAAAUGUUUUGAAAAUGUCUGUGAACUGGAUUUAAUUUUCCAUGUAGACAAGGUACAUAAUAUUCUGGCUGAAAUGGUCAUGGGUGGAAUGGUUUUGGAGACCAACAUGAAUGAAAUUGUCACUCAAAUUGAUGCACAAAAUAAACUGGAGAAAUCUGAGGCUGGUUUAGCAGGAGCCCCAGCCCGGGCUGUGUCAGCUGUAAAGAAUAUGAAUCUUCCAGAGAUCCCAAGAAAUAUUAAUAUUGGUGACAUCAGUAUAAAAGUGCCAAACCUGCCCUCUUUUAAAUAAAAUGGCUACUACAGGUAAAAUCAAGGGAAAAUGUAAUAGAGGUUUACCAAACAAAUUUAUAACUUUUGUUAUUUGGAUAAAAAGUAAAGGUAUUGCAUAGCAAUUCUGUGUAAAAUCAGUAUGUGAAGUUAAAUGUUGCUUUUGUCUUACACAGUGAUUUUUAAAGGACAUGAAUAGUUUGUUUGUUUUCUAAAUUACAUUCCGGUGUCCUUCUAAGCCAUAUCUCUGUCUUGGCUGCUACAGUAUUUUGGAAAAGUAUUUAAGAUAUUCUUUACUUUAUGUAAUCUAUAAUGUUGUGGAUUUUAUAUCCACUAAAGUGUAUGAUUAGUGUGGCAUUCCUUAACUACUUCUGCUGUUUGUCAUGAUUAUUUUAGAUCCAAAUGCAUAUGUUGCUUGAAAACAUUAAACUGUCUUUUUGUGUAAAUAAAAUCAUAAUUAACUGGACUUCUAAAACAUGUUUGCCUGAAAUCUCUUAGCAAUAAAUAAUUGUUUUCCCAUA